Messenger RNA from Pelodiscus sinensis (Chinese soft-shelled turtle), 165 nucleotides. Lineage: Eukaryota; Metazoa; Chordata; Testudines; Trionychidae. The record is from the annotation of a RefSeq genome assembly.
AUGCCACAAUUAAACCCUAACCCAUGAUUAUCCAUUUUAUUAACCACAUGAUUAGUCUAUAUUAUAAUUUAUCAACCAAAAAUUAUCUCACUCCUACAAACAAAUAACAUCAACCACAACCUUAAACCCUUAAAUAUUAAUUCCUGAAACUGACCAUGAACUUAA